This is a messenger RNA of Ichthyophthirius multifiliis, 1039 nucleotides long. RefSeq lists its product as hypothetical. The transcript is spliced from 3 exons. Lineage: Eukaryota; Ciliophora; Oligohymenophorea; Hymenostomatida. The record is from RefSeq and is a predicted model, not a curated record.
CAAUAAUUUCAAGUAUUGAUAAAAGAAUAUUUAGCUCCAUUAUAAAUAUAAUUAAAUGAAUUUUAAGAAAAAAAUAAAUAAUAGGAUUAUAAAAUUUAAAAUUUAUAAUAAGCUUUAGAUAAAAUAAACGAAAGUUUAUCUAAAGAAACAAUUACUAAUUAACAUAAUAAAAAUUAACAAACAACAAUAAAUAGACCUUAAACAUCAAGAAAUUAAAAGAAAUUAUUAGAAGACUCCUAAUUUAAGCCUUCUGCAUAAAAAAUUACGAAAACUUCUAAUACUAAUGAAAAUAAGCAUGAUGAUGAAGAAAAAAAAGCAACAAAAAUUACUACAACAACAACAAUAACUACUAAAGUGGUUACUUAAUAAAAACCAGUAUCUCAUGAAAAAAAAUAAUUAAAAAAAGAUGAAUAAAACGAAGAAAAAAAGACAAAAAAAAGUAGAAAAUAAUGAAGAAAUUAAUAUAGUUAAAAUUAAUGAUAAAAAAGUAGAUAUUUAUGAAGAAAAAAAAGAAGAAAACAAAGAAGAUAACAAAGAAGAAAACAAAGAAGAAAACAAAGAAGAAAAUAAAGAAGAAAACAAAGAUGUAAACAAUCAAGAAUACUAAGAAGAAAUAAAAGAAUUUAAAAAAGAAGAUAAAUAAGAAGAAAAGAAAGAAUUAAUUAAAGAAGAACAAAAAGAAGAUAAAAAAUAAGAAAAAAAACAAGAAUCAAAAUAAAGACCAUAAACAGCUGCUGCUAAAAUAACGUCAAAUACUAAAAAACCAAUAGAAAAACAUAAUGACAAACCCGCAGAUAAAAAUAACGAUAAACCAGCUGAAAAAAAUGUAGAUAAACUAACAGAUAAAAAGCAUAUUGUUUAAAAGGAUAAGCAAGUUAAAAAAGAAGAACAUAAAAAAGAAGAAAUUAAAAAAGAAGAACAUAAAAAAUAAGAUCAUAAAAACGAAGAAGUUAAAAAAGAUCAAAAAAAAGCUAUUGAAAAAAAUAGCAUAAAUUUAGCCAAAAAAAAGAAGAAAAAAACCUAUAGAAAAUUUAGAUGA